Argiope bruennichi is the source of this 653-nucleotide messenger RNA. RefSeq names its product telomerase RNA component interacting RNase-like. Lineage: Eukaryota; Metazoa; Arthropoda; Arachnida; Araneae; Araneidae. The record is from RefSeq and is a predicted model, not a curated record. The transcript is spliced from 3 exons. The coding region runs from base 35 to 484 and encodes 149 amino acids. Gene Ontology annotation, molecular function: 3'-5' exonuclease activity; 5'-3' exonuclease activity.
AUAAUACAAAAACUUGAACAAUUUGCAUUUCAAGAUGUCGUCUCAGCAUAGGAAGAAUCGUUCUUCUCGUCAUCAUCAUGAACCAAUAAUAGAGAAUCAAGACAGUAAUAGUAAUAACAGUACUGGAAUAAUAAAUAUAAUAACUUCUAAAAAACAAGGCAUAAAUACUUUUGCGAAUGAUGGAAGUUUUCUUGAGCUGUUUAAAAAGAAAAUGGAGGAAGAGGCAAAAGGUGAGACCAGUGGCACAUCUGAUGGUGAGGGGAACAAAAGUGCCGACGAAAAGUUGAAGAAGCCAGAGAGUUCAGUAAAGCGACGGAUGAAUAAAGUGCUCAAGACAGGCAUGGUUAAGAAGCAGAAGACGGAGGAUUCCCACGAGGAACCUCCACCUCAGAGUGAUGCUUGGGCACGUUACAUGGCAGAAGUAAAGAAGUAUAGACAACAAGCUUGUGAUGAGGAUGGCAAAACUCGUCCUCUUGUAAAAUAACAAAGAUUGCACUAACUGUAAAACUGUAUAUAUAUUUUUUAUUAUCUGAUAUAAUAAGGUUUUUGUUUUAUUCCCACAAUAUUUUCUAUAGUUUAUAUUUCUACUUGUGUUGAUGUCUAUUCUGUGAUGUUCUGUUGAACCUGUAGAUAAAUAAAAUUUUAAAAAAUUC